UAUACUUAUAUCAUCGUACUUGCCUUCUUUUUUCCUUCCUCUCUCUCUCUCUUUCUGAAUCCCCCGUGUACCUAUACGUAUAUGUAUAUGAACUCCCUUCUCGAUCCACCUUUCAAUAGCCCGGGCAUUCCAAUCUUAUCGCCGCAAUGGCUUCUCCUGUUGAGUUUGAGAUCUCACCAAACCCUCGUACUCGUGAGGAAAACCAAGAACGAGCAUUCAUUGCUGCCUCUCGGCGGAAAGAUCGGAGCCUCGAUGCCCGUCUAGAAUCUGCCAACCGUGCGUCUCAGCUGCACAAGCAACGGACUGGCAAAGCUCUCCUGAUUACCCGGGAAAUUGUCGAAAAAGAGGCCAUGUACGAAGAAGUAGAUGACCGCUACAAGGAGAAACUACAACGCAUGUUGGAAGCUCAGAACAUGCAAAUCAACAACCAAUUCCAGCAAAACCUCCUCGCUACGUUGGCCAUGCGACCCGGCCUGCAGCAUCGUCGUGCCUCCAUGAUGGCGCAGCGCGGCCCCAUGGACGGGGUCCGCAAAAUGAGCUUGGACCUGUCGAGCAUUCGCAGCUCCUUCUCCGAGGGCAUGCGUGGGAGUCCGAUCACCAGUCCUAUGGCCAUGACCGGCAACCAAAGCUACGUGAUGUCGCCUUCGUACGAAGGAAACUCACAUUCCCCAUCCUCAUUCCAUCCUAACGUGGUGCCCGCCUCGUCGGGUCCAAUGCCAUCCUACAUUGCUCAUCAUUCGACCCCCACAUGGCCCGCACACAUCGGCCCGCAGCACGUUCGAUCGCCUUGGGCUGGGUUUAACCCUGGGGACAUGAACAUGCCAGUGCGCCAGUUCCGAGACCGUCUGGGUUCUGCACCGGUUAUUCCCGUGCACGCGAUCCCUUCCAGUGCCGCAUACCGACCAACUCCCACUCCUCAACACAGUCGCAACCGCUCCGAACCAGGGCAAACGCCUUUCCAACGGAUGCCGUCUCACACUCCCUCCGUCGAGAACACGCCGAGGGUGGAGACUCGCAUCGACGGACUUCCCAGUGAAACCUUGCCAACUACCCUGCCGACUCCCGAUCUCUGCCCCACCCCCAGCACGCCCCACUCGCCCACCUCCACGGCAAAACACAGUGACGUUGCCUUCGACACCCUAGACACCAAGGAAUCAGACUGCGUCUCCUUCUCGCAGCCGUUCCUAGACCAGGACUUCGUCGACUUCCAGGGCCUCUCUUUCUCCUUGGGUAGUCACCCAACCAUCCCCUCGUUCGACAACACCCUGCACCAUCCGGAAACCGAAUGGAAGCCGGACGAGGUGGUCCAAAUGGACGACUGGCUCGUCGGUGCAUGACCCUCGCAUCCGCAUGUCUUGUCUUUAAGCUAGUUGCGCUUUUU
Molecule: messenger RNA, 1381 nt
Organism: Aspergillus caelatus
Lineage: Eukaryota; Fungi; Ascomycota; Eurotiomycetes; Eurotiales; Aspergillaceae
Exons: 2
Coding region: 147-1337 (396 amino acids)
Source: RefSeq, a predicted model, not a curated record